AUGAGAGCACCCCCUCCAGAGGCCUUAAAACCCAGAGGAAAACCCACUCUUCUGGAGGCAACAAUAGACAGCCUGUCCUGUACCCCUGUCCUGCCACCACGUCGAGGUUCCUUCUAUGUGGAGGGUGGUAAUGGCGUGUCAGUGGGCAGCAUCUUGGCCUUCUGGUGCCGUGAGGGAUACCAGCUGGUUGGCAGCGACAAAAUCUACUGCAAUGUCAGGAAUGGCAAACCACAGUGGAGCAACUACCUGCCUGUCUGUGAAUCAAUCCCCAGACCGGAGGACCGUGGACUGAGAGUGGCUGUGUUGGCUUCAGUGGUGAGUGGCAUCGUUAUCCUCGCCAUGUCCCUGUCCUUCCUCAUCUGCUGCCUGCAGGAACGGUCAACCCGGGACAGAGCCAAAAAAGAGGGACGGAGCAGACGCAGAGAGAAGCGCUCAACCCAUCGCAGCGAAUGCUGGCUAGAGAGAGAAGAGGGUGAGUGGGAAGCCUUCCCUCCACCCAAGAUCUUCCAUCUCUCCCAGAGGAUGAACCCCCGUCUGGCACCAGACAGUCCGCUCUACCUGACUGGAGGCCUCAAUGGAUAUGAGAACAGAGGAUACCAGAGGAGUCAAGAGAGUUUGCUGAAGGCGUCCCUGCCCGGCCUCUACCGCUCCGAGUCUCAGCUUUACCCUCAUGUCGUCCUGCAGAGGGUCCCGACCCCGACAGCGCCCUCCGCCCCAUCCGCCCCUUCCGCUCCAUCCGCUCCUCUCUACCUCCAUAUCCCCUCUUCCUCCACCUCCUCCUCACCCGCCCACACAGCCGUCAACGCUCAGCCUCAGAUCAUGGCACAGUACCCUACCCCUACGUACCCUCCUAACCCCAACACAGCUGUGCCCGCCUACCCUCACCGAACCCCGGCGCCAAUCUACCCCAAUCCCAACCCAACACCACAGCGGCCAUGGCAGUAG
Messenger RNA from Scomber scombrus (Atlantic mackerel), 945 nucleotides. RefSeq lists its product as uncharacterized. The coding region runs from base 1 to 945 and encodes 314 amino acids. The record is from RefSeq and is a predicted model, not a curated record. NCBI's taxonomy places the organism in Eukaryota, Metazoa, Chordata, Actinopteri, Scombriformes, Scombridae. Gene Ontology annotation, cellular component: plasma membrane. The transcript has 5 exons.